AUGUACAGCAGUUGGAAAACCAAAUCGAGGAGUUGGUUGAAUAUCAAGAAGACCUGCGAGAGGCAAAAGGAAGUAGACCGAGUAUCACUGGAGCUUGGUAGUGACCUGUUCAGGAACAUGCCAGAUGCCUCAGGGUGGGACCCAAAGGCAGCGGCACUGCGAAUAGACUUGGUCACUGGAAGUACACGUUCACGUAUGACAAAGACCGCGUGGGAAGAUUGUACCGGCGUGUUGAGAUCUCUAUACCACAGCCUCCUCCUUGAUCACGCAAGACUAGUAUUUCGAUGGGAUAUUCACCUCUUGUCCCUACUGCACCGAACCCAAAGCUAUUGUGGAGCAACCAUUGCUGAGGACAGUGCUUUAGAGUUGAGGUGGAAAGAUAUGCUACGUAGAAUAAUAGGAUGA
Messenger RNA from Melampsora larici-populina 98AG31, 405 nucleotides. RefSeq lists its product as uncharacterized. The transcript has 3 exons. NCBI's taxonomy places the organism in Eukaryota, Fungi, Basidiomycota, Pucciniomycetes, Pucciniales, Melampsoraceae. Bases 1 to 405 code for a protein of 134 amino acids. The record is from RefSeq and is a predicted model, not a curated record.